CUUUUACUAUUUAGCAAUAACUAACCAGUGACAUUUUUCACAAUUUUAAUGGACAUUAAAGAGAGAAAUACUAAUAGAUUUUGUAGCUUGGGUUUUGAUUUUGAACAGUUUGAUGGUUUUCGUACGGCAUUGUAAGAUUUUUAUCCUCUCCUCUGCUAUAUAUACACACUCCUCCGAGUACAUAGCUCCAUGUCUCAGCCUUCAUAGCUAUCAAAAGUGUUACAAGAAAAAGAUAAAAUUUCUGCGAAACCUACAAAUACAUCAAUGGCAGUCUUGUCUAAACCAGCAGCAGAACCAAAAUUUGGGUUUUCUCCAAUCCCGGUUAUAGAUAUCUCUGACCCAGAAUCCAAACAGGCCAUCGUCAAAGCCUGUGAAGACUUUGGGUUCUUCAAGGUGAUCAACCAUGGCGUUUCCUCUGAACUAGUCUCUGUUUUGGAACAAGAGGCCGUCAAGUUCUUCUCAUUGCCCAAGUCCGAGAAAACCCAACUCGCAGGUUAUCCGUUUGGAUAUGGGAGCAGAGAGAUUGGUCGGAAUGGUGACGUGGGUUGGGUUGAGUACUUGCUGAUGAAUGCUAAUCUUGACUUUGGUUCGGUUCCAUUCCCAGGAAUCUUCAGAAACGCAUUGUCAGAGUACACAGCAUCAGUAAGGAAAAUGACAUGCCAUGUUUUGGAGAUGAUUACUGAUGGGUUAGGGAUCAAACAGAGGGACACACUUAGCAAGCUUGUGUGUGAUUCAAACACUGAUUCGAUGUUCAGACUUAAUCACUAUCCACCAUGCCCUCUUAUCAACAAAAACACCAAUGGUGGCAAGAAUGUGAUCGGUUUUGGCGAACACACGGAUCCUCAGAUCAUCUCUGUCUUAAGAUCUAACAACACUUCUGGUCUACAAAUCAGUCUUACUGACAGCUCCUGGAUCUCUGUCCCUUCUGAUCCUUCCUCCUUCUUCUUCAACGUCUGUGACUCUCUCCAGGUGUUGACAAAUGGGAGGUUCAAGAGUGUGAAGCAUAGAGUUUUAGCAAACAGCAGGAAAUCUAGGGUUUCCAUGAUUUACUUCGCUGGACCUUCGUUGACUCAGAGAAUUGCUCCGUUGACUUGUCUCAUAGACAAUGAAGAAGAGAGUUUGUACGAAGAGUUCACUUGGUCUGAGUAUAAAAACUCUGCCGACAACUCUAGAUUGUCUGAUAAUAGGCUUCAACAAUUCAAAAAGAAACCUCUAAACGAUUCUUGAGUUUUUGUUCGUGAUUUGUAGGUUGAAUACAAAUCUAAAAGUGUGCCAUGCAUGAUAUAUAUAAAAUAUAUCUGUAUAUGUGUGUUUGAAGUUAAUGUUGAUCCAAUAAUUGUGAAAAAUGCGACUGUAUUUUUAUUUUAUUUUUGACAAAGGGCUUGACUGUUUUUGUUUUCUACUAUCAAUAUCGCUUUUAUAAGUUAUGGUUACAUCAAGCAUAUAUUUCGUAUU
Brassica napus (rape) is the source of this 1455-nucleotide messenger RNA. RefSeq names its product gibberellin 2-beta-dioxygenase 1-like. The record is from RefSeq and is a predicted model, not a curated record. The coding region runs from base 265 to 1227 and encodes 320 amino acids. The transcript is spliced from 3 exons. Gene Ontology annotation, biological process: response to light stimulus; gibberellin catabolic process. Lineage: Eukaryota; Viridiplantae; Streptophyta; Magnoliopsida; Brassicales; Brassicaceae.